AUGACCUGCAGGCCUUCUCUGGGGGCCAGACCAUUAGGUCUGCCGUGCGGGCACAGGCCGCAGCGGAGGAGCAUCUAUGCUCACCUGCGAUUCCGCUCUCUGAGCACGACCGCCCUCGCCUCUCGCCCGCAAAAGGAGACUCCUUUCUCGGCCCUCCUCCGAUCCGAGAAGCGUUCACCGCAGACGUUGACGGAAAAGAUCGUGCAGCGCUAUGCCGUCGGCCUCCCCGAGGGAAAGCUCGUCCGGAGUGGCGACUACAUCAGCUUGAAGCCUCACCACUGCAUGACGCAUGACAACUCAUGGCCCGUCGCGCGCAAGUUCAUGUCCAUGGGAGCCACGCAGGUCUGCCGGCCGCAGCAGAUAGUCAUGACGAUCGACCACGACGUGCAGAAUACCAGUGCCGCGAAUCUCGACAAGUACCAGCAGAUUGAGGCCUUUGCCGCGCGGCACGGCAUCGACUUCUAUCCCGCGGGUUGGGGUAUCGGGCACCAGAUUAUGGUGGAAGAAGGAUAUGCUUGGCCAGGCACCAUGACGGUGGCCUCGGAUAGCCACAGCACCCACUACGGCGGAGUUGGCUGCCUCGGAACUCCGGUUGUACGCUCCGACGCCGCCAGUGUCUGGGCGACGUCGCAGACUUGGUGGCGCUGUCCCCCUGUUGCGCGGGUAACAUUCACAGGCACCCUGCAGGCCGGCGUAACGCCCAAGGACGUAAUAGUCGCCUUGUGUGGGUUGUUCGGGAGUGACGUGCUCAACCACGCAGUCGAGUUCACCGGCUCCGACGAGACCAUGGCAAGCCUGCCGGUAGAUGGCCGGUUAACCAUAGCAAACAUGUCGUGUGAAUGGGGAGCGCUUUCCGGUUUAUUUCCCAUCGACCAGACCCUGGAGAGAUGGCUACGAGCCAAGGCAGCCGAGGCGCUGGCGCUUGAUAACCGGGCGACGCAGCAACGUAUUUCGCAGCAAAGGAUAGACGAGCUCUUCGCCAACCCUCUUACGGCAGACGACGAUGCCGUAUACGCCAAGCAGCUAUAUCUCAACCUCGAUACCCUCCUCUCGCCAUACGUCUCGGGCCCGAAUUCAGUCAAGGUCAUGACGCCGUUGGCCGAGCUCGAAGCGCGGAAGAUCAAGGUUGACCGAGCGUAUAUUGUCUCUUGCACCAACUCGCGUGCUUCGGACAUCGCCGCCGCCGCCAAGGUCUUCAAGGAUGCCGCCAAGGCCAACCCCGGCACCACUCCCACCAUUGCCGACGGCGUCCAGUUCUACAUCGCCGCGGCCUCGGCUCCCGAGCAGCGGGCGGCCGAAGCCGCCGGCGACUGGCAGGUCUUGCUCGACGCCGGCGGGCAACCACUGCCUGCCGGAUGCGGGCCUUGUAUCGGGCUCGGGCGCGGACUGCUCGAGGCCGGCGAGGUCGGCAUCAGCGCUAGCAACCGCAACUUCAAGGGACGGAUGGGCUCGCGAGACGCCCACGCGUACCUUGCAAGUCCCGAGGUCGUGGCGGCCAGCGCGCUCAGCGGCACCAUCGCGGGGCCGGACAUCUACCCGGUGCCGGCGGACUGGUCAGGCGUCGAUUACGGCUAUGGCACCAGCACUGAACCUACCGUCAAGGAUAAGCUGGUCAAUCUUGUCCAGCAGAUAGACUGGCAGAUUGAACAGCUUGAGUCAGUAGCGGAUGAGUCUGAUAGGAUGCAAACCGAAAUCCUGUCUGGUUUCCCAGAUAAGAUCAGUGGGCAGAUUCUAUGGUUAGACUCGGACAAUCUGAGUACGGAUGGUAUCUACCCGGGAACUCUGACCUACCGGGAUGAUGUCACCAAAGAUGAGAUGGCAAAUGCUUGCAUGCAGAAUUACGAUCCAGACUUUGGCACCAUCGCAUGUCCCGGUGACAUCCUGGUAUCGGGCUACAACUUCGGCACAGGCUCGUCACGCGAGCAGGCUGCCACAGCGAUUCUAGCUAAGCAGAUCUCGCUCGUAGUGGCGGGCAGUUUCGGAAACAUUUUUGCGCGCAACGCCAUUAAUAACGCGCUCAUGAACCUUGAGAUACCACGCCUUGUCGAGCGCCUACGAUCCCACUUUUCCUCCACGACGGAAGGGAAGGGAGGGGAGGGAGGGAAGACGACGCCGGCGCUAACGCGCCGCACGGGCUGGACAUUGACAUGGGAUCUUCGGCGCAGUGUCGUCGAGGUACAGGAGGGCCCGGGCGGUGCAACAUGGACCGAGAAGGUCGGUGAGCUGCCGGCUCCUGUGCAGGCUAUCAUCGCAGCUGGUGGUCUCGAGGCGUGGACCAGGGCCGAGGUUUCCAAGUCCAGUCCGUAA
Molecule: messenger RNA, 2307 nt
Organism: Drechmeria coniospora
Lineage: Eukaryota; Fungi; Ascomycota; Sordariomycetes; Hypocreales; Ophiocordycipitaceae
Exons: 8
Coding region: 1-2307 (768 amino acids)
Biological process (GO): L-lysine biosynthetic process
Molecular function (GO): 4 iron, 4 sulfur cluster binding; homoaconitate hydratase activity
Source: RefSeq, a predicted model, not a curated record